GCGUUGGUGGGCAAUUUUUGCUGCAAUCUUGCAUAACUUUAAAGAUGGAGAGGUGGUCUGGUCGCGUUGCUUUAGUCACAGGAGCCAGUGCAGGUAUAGGAGAGGAGAUAGCCCGCCAGUUGGUGACUAGUGGAAUGAUAGUGUACGGGGCAGCAAGGAAUGUACAGAAGAUACAGGCUCUGUCAGAUCAGUUAUCAGGUAGUCCUGGUAAACUGAUAGCCAUCAAAUGUGACGUGAAGAAUGAAGAAGAAGUAAAAAGAGUCUUCAAACAGAUCAAAGAGGAGACCAAUGGAGGUGGAGCUGAUGUGUGUAUUAAUAAUGCUGGAGUCUCUCAUGAUGGGACACUACUGACUGGUAGCACUGAUGACUGGAGGGACAUGCUUGAUGUGAAUGUACUGGCCCCUAGUGUUAUAACUCGUGAAUUUAUGAAUGAUAUCAAAUCAAGGAAAAUUGAUGAUGGACAUAUUGUCUUCAUAAACAGUAUGUCUGGUCAUCGUGUUACUAACUAUUCUCAUUUCUAUUGUGCCACUAAAUAUGCUGUGACUGCACUAGUUGAAGGGAUAAGACAAGAAUUGAGAGAAAUGAAAACCAACACUAGAAUAACAGCUAUAUCUCCUGGUCUAGUUCGUACUGAGUUCAGAGGACGUGCUUCAAAAGCUGCUGAUAUAGAGCAGUCAAAGAAAGACUAUGACUCACUAGUGUAUAAUGGUCAACCUCUAGAGGCAGUUGAUAUGGCUUCAGCUGUUCUGUUUGCAUUAUCAGCACCACCAAGAAUGGAAGUUAAUGAUAUUUAUAUCAGGCCAACCGCACAAGUUCAUUAAAAAGAAAUGGAGAAAGUGCUUGUCAGUAUUAUUAACAUUUGUGAUGCCUGAAUUUUUUUUGAUUUUAGUAAAAAAACUAAAGCUGCUAAAAGUCAUUUAAAAAUAAGACUUGACUGCAAUUUGCAUCAACGCAAUUCAUGAGUAAUCUUCAUG
Amphimedon queenslandica is the source of this 974-nucleotide messenger RNA. RefSeq names its product dehydrogenase/reductase SDR family member 11-like. Gene Ontology annotation, molecular function: oxidoreductase activity. The record is from RefSeq and is a predicted model, not a curated record. The coding region runs from base 45 to 821 and encodes 258 amino acids. The transcript has 7 exons. Lineage: Eukaryota; Metazoa; Porifera; Demospongiae; Haplosclerida; Niphatidae.